UUAUUUGUGAUUAAUACGAGUAAAGUGCAAGAUAGAUCCAAGUUUAUGAAGUUUUAGCCUGUGACAGCCUCUUUAUAUAUACAGCCUUACCCCACUCCUCUGCUCUCAACGGAAAGUUCAUUUCUGUGUUUGACACAUUUCCUUUCCUUCAAUUCUACUAGCUUCAACAAGAAUGAAUCGUCUCAGCCUCUCCAUACCGCUUCUGCUGCUAUCCAUAUUUUGCUUUUCAGGCACAGUGGAACCGGCAAGGUUUGCCAGACAUUCCCGGCCUCGGGCCUAUAUCGAGACUGCGUGCACGAAGACCCUUUAUCCAUCCCUAUGCACCCAAUACCUAUCAGUCUUUGCAAACUCAACAAUACAAACCCCUCAACAACUAGCCCAAGCUGCCUUAUCCGUGAGCCUAUACAAGGCCCUCCAAACAAGAACAUUCAUGUUGAAAGUGGUCAAGGAGCUCAAGGCAAUGAAAUCUAAGGAUUACCAGGCUGUGAAGGACUGCUUGGAUCAGAUUGGUGAUAGCGUGGAUCAACUUAGCCAAUCAGUUAGAGAGCUCCAUCGCUUGGAACAUCCAGGUGCUGCGGGUGGCGGUGACGUCUUUUGGCACGUAAGUAAUUUCGAGACCUGGGUAAGCUCUGCCAUGACUGAUGCCAGUACUUGUGUGGAUGAGUUACCGGGGAAGGAUAUGAACAAGUUAAAGGCUGUAAUCAAGGCCAAGGUUUUGAAUGUGGCACAGACUGCUAGCAAUGCACUAGCCUUGUUUCAGCGGUACGCUGCAAAGCACAAGCCAUAAGGCUGCAUGUAAACCUUGCUUGUGUUUCUGAAUCAAACUUUGCAGUUCAAGAUUUCUUACUGUGUAAUCAUUUUGAGGUUCUGUCAGUUUCCUGUACAAUUGUAUACAAAGUGAACAAAGCACCUUUAAGAAUCAGUAAUAACUGAAUGUAAUCUCAUCCUUUUGCGUAAGAUGUUGACAUUAUCAUU
This is a messenger RNA of Populus nigra (black poplar), 975 nucleotides long. Its product is annotated as 21 kDa protein-like. The record is from RefSeq and is a predicted model, not a curated record. Gene Ontology annotation, molecular function: enzyme inhibitor activity. Bases 173 to 787 code for a protein of 204 amino acids. Gene Ontology annotation, biological process: negative regulation of catalytic activity. NCBI's taxonomy places the organism in Eukaryota, Viridiplantae, Streptophyta, Magnoliopsida, Malpighiales, Salicaceae. The transcript has a single exon.